CCCCAUUCCCUUCGAUAAAUACCUCUCGCUGGCCUCCUAACUUCACUCACUUACCCUCUCCAACAACCUUCAAUCGCUUCUCGACCAGCUUCCAGUUCUCAUCACUCCCGUUCUCACCACAAUGGGUAAAGUCAAAUACAUCCUGCUCGACUGCGACAACACUCUCGUACAGUCGGAGCGCCUCGCCUUCGAAGCCUGCGCCGAAUUGACUAAUGAGGUGCUCGAGAAGCAUGGCAAGGAGGUCCGCUACACCACCGAUCAGCUCCUCGAGGACUUCGUCGGCCACAACUUCCGCGGCAUGCUCAAGGGUCUGCAACAGAAGCACAACUUCACCAUGACCGAAGAGGAGCUUGAAGACUUUGUGCAGCGAGAGCUCGGUGCCGUCACCAAGAAGCUCAGCGAGAAGGCCGUCGAGUGCCCUGGCGUCACCGAAGCCCUCACCAAGCUCAAGGAGCAGGGCUACCCAAUGGCCGUCGUCAGCACCUCCGCCAAGAGCCGUGUUGUGGCGUCUCUCGAGAAGGCCAAGCUGGACCAGUUCUUCCCCCCAGAGCAUGUCUACUCUGCUGCCACCUCGCUCAACCCCCCGAGCUCGAAGCCGGAUCCCGCCAUCUACAUCUAUGCUUGCAAGGAGCUCGGCGUCAAGCCUGAAGAGACUGUGACUGUCGAGGACUCCAAGAGUGGUGCCACGGCCGCCAUGCGUGCGGGCAUUCCGUGCAUCGCCUACGUCGGCAUCUACGGCAUUGAGGACGACGAGAAGAAGAUGAACGACAUGGCCAAGCUGCUCACCGAGGAGACCAAGGCUGCCGCUGUCAUGUACGACUGGAAAGAGUUCCAGGACUGCUUGAAGAAGGUCGAGGCCAAGUUGUAGACGCGGCCGACGACAUGCCCCACGGUGGUAAUCUUUGCAUUGCCCCUGGAAGGUCAAACUUCAUGAUGAGGACAUAACAUAGAGACGAAGAUAUGACUGCAUGACAGACUAAGAUUUAAUCUCUGAUUACCAACUUCGAAAGUUGGAGCAGCACAAUAUGAACCUCCUGAUCAAACAACUUAGCCAAACGUGAACGUACUCUGCUUCAAGCAGCCUCUAAUCUUAGCGCCAGGAUCCUCAUCUAUGUCAGU
This is a messenger RNA of Westerdykella ornata, 1119 nucleotides long. Its product is annotated as HAD-superfamily hydrolase-like protein. The transcript has 2 exons. Bases 122 to 868 code for a protein of 248 amino acids. The record is from RefSeq and is a predicted model, not a curated record. NCBI's taxonomy places the organism in Eukaryota, Fungi, Ascomycota, Dothideomycetes, Pleosporales, Sporormiaceae.